UAUUAUAAUAGGGGGUAAGCUGCCCCAGGCUACCAGCACGUUUCACUGGUGUUGGGGACAUUUAGAAUCGGGCUAACAGCCCAGACUCCAGCUUUGCAGCCUUUUCUCCUAUUUUGACAACUAAUAUCCAGCGGGUGUACCCUCCUGACCUACAGUAGAUGGUUGAGCUCAGCUAUACAGGAAGAACCAUCACCAGUUAUAGUUGUUAGUUUAGUGUUGGCACCAGGCAGUUGGGCAUCAUGGUGAUAUAUGAGAAGCAGAGAUGAGCAUAGCAUAUAGCAAUGAGCAGUAGAUUUUACAACAGAAUGUGGGUGGAAGCCCAACAAGAUCUGUCCCAGCUUCUCAAGCAGGAGAUGCCAGAGGUGCCUCCCAAGCCAGAAAAAGAUCGCAUGGCAGUUGCCCAGCAGCUCGGGACCCUGUAUAUCCGAUACCUACAGAUCUUCCGCAAUCUAGAAUUGGCGUAUGAUCAAAUAAUACAUCCACAAAAGAAACGGGUGGUCAGGCUGGUUCUGGACGGAGUGAUGGGACGUGUAUUAGAACUGAAGGAUGAGCUGGUGGAACUGGAGAUUUCAGAGUUUCAAUACUUUGAUGACAUUUUGCAAGAUCUAAAGCUGGGACCUGAAAGUUUGGAAAUUCCAAUUCCAAAAUACUUCAUUAAGGAAAAAAUUAAAGUAUUGAAGGAUCGUGAACGAAUACUUUCCCAGAUAUUGGAGCGCAAUGGAGCCAAGGCCACAGAAGAGGUAAAACCAUUGAAGUCAAUGUCACUAGAUGAGGCAGUUCGUGUCAUCCAAGUGUCUGAGAGGGCUCGACAGGGGCGGCUGAGAGCCAAAUUCAUGAGGGAGAUCCAUCUAGAGGAAAAGAGAGAAAGGAUGGCCAAACUUCAUGGGGAGAAGGUCCUGGACCCAGACCUGGCUGUACUUCAUAUCCAGAAGGUCUGGCGAGGCUAUAUUCAGAGGAAGAAAACCAGGCAGCAAAGAGAAGAGGAAAUGAUCUUCCUGGGCAUGGUGCCACCACCACACUUCAACAAAAUGAGCAUGGCAGAGGUAAUGGCCAAAAAAACUGAAUCCCUGCGGUCAGAAUUACAAGAAGAGCAUGAAGCUGGCUUCCAGCAGGCCCUGGUACAAAUAAAGGACACUAUACGAGAGACAGAGGGACUAGACAUUAAAGAGACAUUGCAAGACCAGAUUCGGCAAUGGUUCAUAGAAUGCAGGCACGCCACAGGAAAAUUUCCAGACUUCCCAGAUGAAGAGGAUGGUGGAUCAAAGGCCAUCUUUGCCCAGAAGACUCCAGAACAGGUUGCUGCAGAGCUAAUCGCUAAAGAAGAAGCCAAAGAUAAGAAAAAGAAGGAUAAAGGGAAAAAGGAAAAGGGGAAAAAGAAAGGAAAGAAGGAAAAAGAUAAAGCCAAAGGAAAAAAGGGUAAAGGCAAGGAGGAGGAAGAAGAACCAGGUUGGAAAAUGAACCCAAGCCAAUUUCUGCCUGACUUAUCAUCUGCAAACCACACUUAUGAAAGUGUUUGGCAAAGUCGUAAGGAGUCUUGGAACCUGCAUCAAGCACAUGAUCCUGAGCUCAUCAAAGAAGAUAAGAGGAAGGAAGUAGAAGAAGAGAUCAGAAUACAGGUGGAUGAGCUGAUGAGACAAGAACUUCAAAACCUGAAAUUGUCCGUAGACAGAGAUAAAAACAAGAAGAAAAAGGGGAAGAAAGGAGGAAAGAAAAAGAAAAAAGGGAAGAAAAGCGGAAAGAGAAAGAAAAAGAAGGAAAAGGAUUUAACACCAGACAGAACCAUAGACUCUCUAUAUGAGGAGCUGGUCACAGAAGGUCUUCUCAUCAAACCAAAGCCUGUGAAACUCUCCGAUUUUAUGGGUGAAUAUAGUUAUUUAGGCACUACCUUGCGCCAGGCUGACAUAGAACCAAUGCCAUCGCUUAGCGACGUCAAACAGCUUCUUGUCCUGUAUGGAGUCCUGCCAUUAGGCUGCGAAUCAGUCCAUGAGAAAGCUCCGCAGGUGAAAGCCUUUCUUCUAGCAGGACCAGCGGGUGUGGGAAAGAAGAUGUUGGUGAAUGCCAUCUGCAAUGAAACUGGAGCAAACCUGUUUAACCUAUCACCCGCUAACAUUUCUGGAAAGUACCCAGGCAAAAGCGGACUGCAGAUGAUGCUGCAUAUGGUGCUUAAGGUGGCCCGACAGCUGCAGCCAUCCAUCAUCUGGAUCGAAGAGGCAGAAAAGAUGUUUUAUAAGAAGGUACCAAAGACAGAGAAACAGUUAGACCCCAAACGUUUGAAGAAAGAUCUUCCAAAACUGUUAAAAUCCAUCAGAGCAGAAGAUCGAAUAAUUGUCAUAGGAACCAGUCAGCGACCAUUUGAUGCAGAAAUCAAACCUCUGUGUAAAGUGUACAAGAAAAUUGUUUUGGUUCCACGGCCAGAUUAUGCAGCACGCCUGGUUCUUUGGAAGCAGCUGAUUUCCCUUCGGGUAGACAGUGCACCCUCUCUAAAUUACAGUGCUUUGGCCAAGAUCACAGAUGGAUUUACCCCCAGUCACAUGGUGCAAGCAGUGGACAUAGUGCUCAAUGAAAGACGAAUAAGACAGCUUUCCCAAAAGCCACUAGCAGCAGCAGAAUUUCUGGGUUCAUUGUCCAAACAGGAACCAAUCUACAAAGAAGAGGAGGAGGCCUUUAAGACUUGGUACUCUAAGACACCACUUGGAAAGAAGAGGAGCAAAGCAAUGCCUGGUGCAGAGGAAGAGACGGGGAAAGACAAAGGAAAGAAGAAAGGAGCAAAGAAAGGGAAGAAGAAAUAGUAAAUUCAAAUGUUCAAAUAUUUACACCGAUGUGCCUGUACAAUAUAUCUUACAAUGAUUUCUAAUAAAUGUUCUUCAUACUCUGAA
Molecule: messenger RNA, 2876 nt
Organism: Hyla sarda
Lineage: Eukaryota; Metazoa; Chordata; Amphibia; Anura; Hylidae
Gene: DRC11
Product: IQ motif containing with AAA domain 1
Exons: 19
Coding region: 282-2789 (835 amino acids)
Molecular function (GO): ATP hydrolysis activity; protein binding; ATP binding
Source: RefSeq, a predicted model, not a curated record